Molecule: messenger RNA, 707 nt
Organism: Dermatophagoides farinae (American house dust mite)
Lineage: Eukaryota; Metazoa; Arthropoda; Arachnida; Sarcoptiformes; Pyroglyphidae
Gene: RpL26
Product: ribosomal protein L26
Biological process (GO): translation
Cellular component (GO): large ribosomal subunit; ribosome
Molecular function (GO): structural constituent of ribosome; RNA binding
Source: RefSeq, a predicted model, not a curated record
GUUCAGGCCUCUGUGUGUGUGUGUGUGUUUGUGUUUGUGGCACAUGUUUUUCUUUUUGUUGACCAAAAAAUUUUAAUUUUCGAUAAAUUCUCAUCGUAAAAAAUGGCUAAAAUGAACAAAUUGAUUUCCUCUUCAAGAAGAAAGGCACGUAAACGUCAUUUUAAUGCUCCAUCGCAUAUUCGUCGCCGUAUUAUGAGCUCACCAUUGAGCAAAGAUUUACGACAAAAAUAUGGUGUUCGAUCGAUGCCCAUCCGAAAAGAUGAUGAAGUUCAGGUUGUUCGUGGACAUUUCAAAGGAACACAAUUUGGCAAAGUUGUCAGUGUUUAUCGUUCCAAAUAUGUUGUCUAUAUUGAACGUGUUCAACGUGAAAAAGCCAACGGUGCCACCGUUUAUGUUGGUAUUCAUCCAUCAAAGGUUUUAAUUGUCAAAUUGAAAAUGGAUAAAGAUCGUAAAAAGAUUUUGGAUAGGCGUGCUGCCGGUAAACGUAUCGCCGAAGGAAAAGCAAAAGGAAAACAUACAGAAGAAUCUGUAGCAAUGGAAACUUCUUAAAUCUUUUUUCAUUUGAAAACAAACCUUAUUUUGCAAAUAAACCAAUUUUCAAAAAAAACAAUUGUUUUCAAUUUGAAAAAAAUUUUAUUUUUUAUUUGUUAAAAAAUGAAAAAAUCGUCAUUCAUUCAUUAAUUAAACUUCAUAACCAUAAGAAGUGA